Messenger RNA from Camelina sativa (false flax), 870 nucleotides. RefSeq names its product putative inactive nicotinamidase At3g16190. The record is from RefSeq and is a predicted model, not a curated record. NCBI's taxonomy places the organism in Eukaryota, Viridiplantae, Streptophyta, Magnoliopsida, Brassicales, Brassicaceae.
AAUGAGAGAGAGCCUACUGAUGUAGAAUUAGCAAUUCAAGCAAUCAUCUCUGUGCUCGGAAACCAUGGCCGAGAGAUGGACGAACACGGCUCUGCUCGUUAUCGAUAUGCAGAACGAUUUCAUAGAGGAAGGUUCUGUUAUGCAAGUGAAAGGUGGGAAAUCUAUAGUUGCUAAUGUUAUCGGAGUCGUAGAACUCGCAAGGCAGCGUGGAAUCCUCGUGAUUUGGGUUGUUAGGGAACAUGAUCCUCAAGGAAGAGAUGUUGAAAUAUUCAGACGCCAUCACUAUAAUUCUGAGAAAGUCGGGCCAACUGUUAAAGGCACCGUAGGUGCAAGAUUGGUAGAUGGACUGAUCAUUAGAGAAGAAGAAGACUAUAAGAUAGUUAAAACCCGUUUCAGCGCUUUCUUUGGAACCAAUCUUCAUUCCUUCUUGCAAACUUCUGGUGUCAGCAAGUUAGUGAUUGCUGGUGUUCAAACACCGAAUUGUAUCCGGCAAACGGUUUUUGAUGCAGUGGAGCUGGAUUAUCCAAAUGUGACUGUUAUCACAGAUGCCACUGCGGCUGCAACACCAGAGAUCCAUACCGCGAAUAUUCUUGACAUGAAGAAUAUAGGAGUCAAGACUCCUACUUUAGACGAGUGGUCCGAAGAAUCUGCUUGAGAUCAUUCGAAUCACAUAUAUUGUAUCAUCCUAAACCUUUCUUCUAAUCUUUUUCUUGUUUGUAUAUGUAAUGAAGAAAGAAACUCAAGAAAUAAAAUAUCAUGUUGUUGUAAGUUAGAACAUCUCCUCCUUGCUGUAUUCAUUUCUUUGUAUCCCGUCCAAAAAACUAAAUUAUUACAUUUACUAUAAUGUGAAAAUUAUCAUUGGACUCCGAA